Paramecium sonneborni is the source of this 902-nucleotide messenger RNA. Lineage: Eukaryota; Ciliophora; Oligohymenophorea; Peniculida; Parameciidae. The record is from the annotation of a GenBank genome assembly.
UUUUCAUGAUUGUAAUACUCUAUUAUAAUCAAUAAGAUUUUCAUUGUAUAUGCAAUCUAUUUGAUAUGUAAUUAUUUCUUUUGAUUUUAAAGAAGUAAUAUAAUUCUCAAAAAUAAAUAUAGGGACAAUUAGUCAAAAAUAACAUAAAUAUGCACUCGUAAACCUUUCACUAAAAAAAUUAAAAUUUUGAUAUUAAACUUCACAUCACAUAAUAUAAUAUACAUUCAAUUAAAUCAUCAAUAUUUCUUGUAAGGAUUUAAAGUCGAUAUACCCAUUAAAAACUAUAAAUUUAAAGGAGGUUUGACAUCAUACCCAAUAAAAUUAUUCUAUACAUCAAAUAUCCCAAUUAUCCUCUAAACUGCUUUAGUUUCAAACCUUUAUUUUCUCUCUCAAUUCCUAUAUAGAAAUUUCAGAGGCAAUUUCUUGAUUAGAUUACUUGGUCAUUGGUAAGAAUUAGAUGGUGUAUAAACUGUUCCAAUUGGUGGAUUAGUUUAUUAUGUUUCACCUCCAAAAUCAAUUUCUGAAGCCAUCUUCGAUCCAAUCCAUAUCAGUAUUGUACAUUGCUUACAUUCUUGGAACAAGUGCAGCAUCACCAAAGAUUUAUCGAGUCUAUUUAAUUUUUUAAGUUGCCAAAUUACUUAAUGAAUUGGAUAUGUAAAUUGUAAGACAUAGAGAUUCUUCUGUGAAAGAAGAACUUAAAAGAUAUAUUCCAAUUCCUGCUUCUUUUGGUGGAAAGUGUAUAAGAGCAUUAACUAUUUUGGCUGAUUUCUUGGGUGCAAUUGGUCCAGGUUAUUUAAUUAAUAAUUUUAGGAACUGUAAUACUUUUAUCAGUAACUAUUAUUUAUGGCUAUUUGGAAACCCUAAAGAAAGAAAAGGAGUAAGGAACUCUAGAACUGUUUUGA